Populus trichocarpa (black cottonwood) is the source of this 1483-nucleotide messenger RNA. RefSeq names its product peptidyl-prolyl cis-trans isomerase cyp11. Gene Ontology annotation, molecular function: peptidyl-prolyl cis-trans isomerase activity. The record is from RefSeq and is a predicted model, not a curated record. The transcript has 14 exons. Lineage: Eukaryota; Viridiplantae; Streptophyta; Magnoliopsida; Malpighiales; Salicaceae. Gene Ontology annotation, biological process: protein peptidyl-prolyl isomerization. The coding region runs from base 140 to 1378 and encodes 412 amino acids.
AGCAGAUCAUUUUGAAAUAUUUCAUUUGUCAUUUUUUGUGUAUUCUAAGGGAACGUUAUAAAACGAUCAUAACGGCUCACCUCCCUGCACGCAUGCAUGGUACAUCCCCUUCGCGGCUAUUUUCCUUCAUGUUUUGUAUAUGAACCAAUUGCAUACAAAUAAAAUCCAAGAGAGCCUGUUUUCCUUUCUCAGAAACACCCCCUCUCCGUCAUCAACAAGCUCCUUUGAGAGAAGAAGAAUGAGAAAUACACAAAAUCCUGAAGUAUUUUUAGACAUAUCCAUUGGUGGGAAUCUUGCAGAAAGAAUUGAAAUAGAGCUUCUUGCAGAUCAGGCCCCUAAGACUGCACAGAACUUUCUAGCGCUUUGCGCAGGUGACAUGGGACUGGGAAAGCAUACGGGAAAGCCUAUGUACCUCAAAGGGUCAACUUUUUAUAAUAUAGUGAGGGGAAAAUGGGCUGAGGGUGGAGAUUUCUCUGAGGAAAAUGGAACUGGUGGAGAGAACAUAUAUGGAAUACCAUUUUUUGAUGAGGGCGAGAGACUCAAACAUGAUGCACCUUAUCUUCUCACAACGGCAAGUGAUUAUCAUAAAUAUACAAUCGGAUCCUGUUUCUUUAUCACCUUCAAUGAGCUACAUGAACUCGAUGGGAAACAUGUUGUGUUUGGAAGAGUUGUGAGAGGCUAUGAAACAGUGCAGAAAAUUGAACAGGUCCAAACAUUUCCUGAUGGAAGGCCCGAACAUCUUGUCAUCAUUACAGCAUGUGGAGUAUCUCCUAAAAAAAGAAGUCUUAAUUCAAUCUUGAUAAGGGAAGAUUCCAGUUUGCCUUCUGAAGGAAGACAUUCGAGAAAAAGAAAGUCAAAAAGACACGGAGUUGUUGAGCACCACUCUGAAUCCAGGCAUGAUCAAAAUCAGAAAGGUCAUUCCAAUCAGUCAUCUCCAAGCCAUUACCAAAGCAAGUCAAGAGAAAAAACUUCCCCUGGAUGGAAUUAUGAAGGUGACGGGAAUAGUGCCAAGGAAUCAGCCCCUAGGCAUUCAAGGAGCAAAUUGAGAGACAAGACUUCCCAAGGAUCCCGAUGGCCUAGUCCAAUCCAGAGAAGUGAUUCCAAGCACUCACCUCGGAGGCGUAACCGGAGCAAUUCAAGAGACAGAACAGGCCAUCAAUGGCGUAUUCGAAGUGAGAUAAGUGAUGCAAGGAACCGAUACAGGAGCAAGAGUGGCCGAAGCAGGAAAAACUUGCAAAAAGCACCUGGUUCACAUGCACAUGACCGUGGUCACAGCAAGCAACAAAAUCACCGUCCAGAUCCUGAAACGGAGUUUCCUAGCUUGAGUAACAGUAUGCAAAUGCGACUCCGUCUCCCUGGAGAUGAUGCACAGCCUUAAGAUUGGAGUUCUAACUAAUUGAAUGAGCUAUUACAAGCAUGAGAUUGUCCUGUUGAUGAUGUACAAACUGUUGAAGAUCAAUUGCAAUUUCCACUUGGUCCUAAA